Molecule: messenger RNA, 810 nt
Organism: Fusarium tjaetaba
Lineage: Eukaryota; Fungi; Ascomycota; Sordariomycetes; Hypocreales; Nectriaceae
Exons: 4
Coding region: 1-810 (269 amino acids)
Source: RefSeq, a predicted model, not a curated record
AUGAGGUCCGUCACGUACGAGAUCGACCCUCAAGGCGCGAUUGAGGUCAUUCUCCAGGACCCAGAUACACAAUGCACCAGCCCCUUACUAAGCACGGCCAUACCAAUUCCCCCAACUGAACAAGCACCCGUGAAAGUGAAGAAGGGUGAAGAGGGAGGGGAACAGGAUGACUUCUCGCGGAACGACAAGGAAGUCCAGAUCCGAAUGCGCGUUUCCAGCCACCAUCUGUCUCUUGCAUCGCCAAUCUUGUCCUCACUACUGCAGCAGUCUGCAGAAGCCAACGAGAUAUACCUCACGGGCUGGGAUGCAAAGGCUUUGGCCACCGUGUUAAACGUCAUUCACGGCCGAAACGCACAAGUCCCCCGGAAUGUCAACUUUGAGUUCCUAACGCAGGUUGCUGCCGUCGUCCACCAUCUUGAAUGCGCUGAAGCAGUGCAACUCUUAUCGUCAUUCUGGCUCUCCACGUUAGAAGAAGCCGCAGUGUCUAAUUUCAACAGCAAAUGCGUCUUGUGGAUGUUUAAUUCGUGGGUGUUUUCCUGGAGAAAGGAGUUUUCGCAUUGUGCACAAUUGGUCCUCUCAAAUUACCGAGGCCCUAAUACGGUUAUCUUGUACGAUCUUCCCUUGACUGAAGUCCUUGAUAAAAUCGACGGCAUGAGAAUAGUUCUGAUUAAGAAAGUUUUCACAGCCCUCGAAAGCCUGGAGCAGACCCUAUCUACCGAACGUGGCUGUCCAGAAGCUAGGCUGAGGCCGGUCAUCAAGAGAGUGGAGGAGGAAAUCGAGGAUAUUGAGUUGACCUACUUUCAGUCCUGA